AUGUCUAACGUUACUGUCGUCAACAAAAAUGAAAAGAAAGCUAGAGAAAUGAUCUCUAAGUUGAACUUAAAAAGAGUGCCAGGUAUUGCUCGUGUCACUUUCAGAAAGAAGGAUAACCAAAUCGUUGCCAUUGAAAACCCAGAAGUCUACAGAUCUCAAGGUGGUAACUACGUUGUUUUCGGUGAACCAAAGGUUGAUGAUUUCACUCAAAAGUUGGCUGCUGCCCAAGCUCAAGCUGAAGCUUCUGGUAUCCUACCAACUACCGAUGCUAAGGACCCAAAGAACAUCCAAUUAGACAUGGAAGCUGCUGCUGCUGCUGAUAAGAAGGAUGCAUCUGAUGCUCCAGCUGAAGUUGCCGAUGAUGCAGAUGCUGGCGAUUUAUCUGAAGAAGAUAUUAAAUUGAUUAUGGAACAAGCUAACGUCCCAAGAGGUAAAGCUAUUGCUGCUUUAACUGAACAUAAAGGUGACCUUGUUAACGCUAUUAUGUCUUUAUCUAAAUAA
Molecule: messenger RNA, 501 nt
Organism: Henningerozyma blattae CBS 6284
Lineage: Eukaryota; Fungi; Ascomycota; Saccharomycetes; Saccharomycetales; Saccharomycetaceae
Gene: EGD2
Product: Egd2p
Exons: 1
Coding region: 1-501 (166 amino acids)
Biological process (GO): protein targeting to membrane
Cellular component (GO): cytoplasm; nascent polypeptide-associated complex
Source: RefSeq, a predicted model, not a curated record